AUGGCAGAUUCUCAAUCUUUGGCAGUAGGGUUAGCUGUCGGUAUACCAUCCUUUAUCGUCUUGGUGGUAGUAGCGUUGUUUUGGUAUAGAAAUCAGAACAAGCAAAAGAAGGAAGACUUGCGAGAUAACGAGUUUGAUAUCGGUUUACAAGAUGAUCAUUCUUUCAGUCAGUUCCAAGAAGAAUUACACAUGCAUAAGGAAAAGAAUGACUUUAUCCAGACAAAGGAACAUGAAAGACUAGCAGGAGACUCUUCUGAAACAAGUGGUAGUAAUGAUGGACAACAACAUUCCACUUCAACCAUAAGUAGAUGCCUACAAAACCCUUAUGAACGUCCGGCAAUAACUAAACCACAAUCAAGUUAUGAUUUCUACGAGACAUUUAUCCCUGUGUUACUUACUACAAACCAACAUCCAACACCAUCAGAACCUGGUUCUACGGCUGAUAUCAGCGACUCGAAUAUUAACACAGCUGCUGGUAGCACAACGUCAUUGGUCAAUUACCAUAAGCAUUCAUCAUCAAAUGAUUUAGACACAUUAGCAAAGCAAUUAAACAACCCAGCAUUUUUUGAAAAACUACCUAGCAGAGCCGCAACCGCCAAAUAUUCCGUCAAACCAAGACAAGUAAUUGGUAGUCCAACUAAUGGUAAUUCUUAUAAUAAUUCGAGUAGCGAUUUGAUCAACAAUUACUUGGUUGGAGAAACUCAUGCUAUAAAUGAUCAUUUUGUAUAUGAAGCACCAAAAGUUGAAGUAACCCAGGUACAACCAAAAGAAAAACAAACACCACUCGAGCAACAUGAAGAAUCAUCAGAAGCCGAUGCUACAGAAAGUAGUACGAGCACAACUCCAUUUAACGAUAAGCAUAAUAUAGCACACUAA
This is a messenger RNA of Candida tropicalis MYA-3404, 876 nucleotides long. RefSeq lists its product as uncharacterized. The transcript has a single exon. Bases 1 to 876 code for a protein of 291 amino acids. The record is from RefSeq and is a predicted model, not a curated record. NCBI's taxonomy places the organism in Eukaryota, Fungi, Ascomycota, Pichiomycetes, Serinales, Debaryomycetaceae.